UGAUGUGAUAGCGAUCUGCAGGCAGUAUAGAUUCGACUUCUCCCAAAAUGAUCACCAUCGGUUUGAAAGCAGUACUGAUCCUAGUUUUCCUUCUUCUGGAACAGGCUACGUGUCUCAACAGAACCAACAACGCCAGAGCGUCGCCACAGUUAGUCACGGACUGCACGGAUGCGUCCCCGGUCACCAACGGAGUGUACCGAAUCCAGACGUCUCCGCACACGGAACCCUUCCCGGUCUUGUGUAUCCGUCGGAAGGAUAACCGCGAGUGGAUGGUCAUUCAGCAACGUUUCGAUGGCUCGAUAGAUUUUCAGCGCAACUGGCAAGACUACAGGGAUGGCUUCGGGGAUGUCAGCGAUGGAGGAGAAUUUUGGUUGGGACUACAGAAAAUACAUGACCUUACGUCGUCGGCAGCAUACGAGCUGGCCGUCGAGAUGACAGAUUUUAUUGGUGCCUAUCGCUUUGGACUGUACAGUUCGUUUGUGGUUGGUAGCGAAGAGGAGCAAUUCCCACUGAAAUCUUUGGGACAAUACAGUGGGGACGUGGACUGUAUUUCGGCGCAUCUUGGCAAGAAAUUCACCACGUUCGAUAACGAUAACGACGGGUUUCCCGAGUGGAACUGUGCGGUGCGUCAUCAGGGCGCGUGGUGGUACGACCGGUGUUACCUGAAUGGAUCAAACCUGAACGGAUUGUAUAGAAAUGCGGCUAGCGACCUGGCAAUUACUUGUAUCAACCUCGGGAGUCCGUUGUUCAAGGGUCUCAAACAGACGCGGUUGCUGAUAAGGAAGCGUCAAUUGUGAAGGAAGAGAAAGGACCUACUUCAAAAAAAUUAAAUUAUGAAACAAGGUUUCCAUGAGUUUUAUUUACUUAAUAUUUAUGAUUAUAAUUUUUUUUAAACAUAAAGUUCUAGCAACAUAAUUUUACCUUCAUGAAA
This is a messenger RNA of Toxorhynchites rutilus septentrionalis, 931 nucleotides long. RefSeq names its product fibrinogen C domain-containing protein 1-like. Bases 48 to 797 code for a protein of 249 amino acids. The record is from RefSeq and is a predicted model, not a curated record. The transcript is spliced from 3 exons. NCBI's taxonomy places the organism in Eukaryota, Metazoa, Arthropoda, Insecta, Diptera, Culicidae.